This is a messenger RNA of Hemiscyllium ocellatum (epaulette shark), 6482 nucleotides long. Its product is annotated as zinc finger protein 229-like. The record is from RefSeq and is a predicted model, not a curated record. Bases 368 to 1357 code for a protein of 329 amino acids. The transcript is spliced from 4 exons. NCBI's taxonomy places the organism in Eukaryota, Metazoa, Chordata, Chondrichthyes, Orectolobiformes, Hemiscylliidae. Gene Ontology annotation, biological process: regulation of transcription by RNA polymerase II. Gene Ontology annotation, molecular function: RNA polymerase II transcription regulatory region sequence-specific DNA binding; DNA-binding transcription factor activity, RNA polymerase II-specific. Gene Ontology annotation, cellular component: nucleus.
GGGGCCCGAAGGAAAUAUCCGUUUGUUCCAUCCAAAAGGCGAGGAGCUCCUGCAGAAAUGGCCUAGAGCUGAGAUGACUGAUCUCCAACAGCCAUAACUGUCUUCUGAAGUGCAUCAUUCUCCAUACCCAGAGAAUAUUCAACAAUUGAGAAUUGAAUCAAAGGCGAGACAGAGCCUCCAGUGCAGAAGCUUCCAAAAUCACACUGCAUCUUCUCGAACUGCUGCGGGCAGUGUGGUGAAGCUGCUCUGAGAUUGCUGUUUGGGUGUUAGGAAGAUCUGCAGUGAGGAGAGUUAAAACCGAGCAUCACUUCAGGAUCUGACAGAGUCGCCCAGUUUGUUGCAGCCUAAAUAUCAUUGGAUUUUGAACAUGGAAGAAAAGAGCACUGUUCACAGUGGGGAGAAACCGUACACGUGUUGUACGUGUGGACAAGGCUUCAGCAGGUCAUCUGCCCUAUCACAACAUAAAUACAGUCACACUGGGGAGAGGCCAUUCAUCUGUUCCGAGUGUGGGAAAGGAUUCACUCGAUCGUCCACCCUGUUGAAACACCAUCAAGUUCACACAGAGGACAGACCUUUUAAAUGCCCUGAAUGUGGAAAGUGCUAUAAAAGAUCUGAGGCCCUGAAGUUGCACCAACGUGUUCACACUGAUGAGAGACCUUUCACUUGCUCUCACUGUGGAGCUGGGUUCAAGCAGGCAUGUGACCUCAUUAAUCACCAGCGGAUUCACACUGGGGAGAGACCAUUCAUCUGCUCAGAAUGCGGGAAAACAUUUGCACGGAAAUCCAUCCUGUUGAGUCACCAGCAUGUCCACACAGAAGAGAGACCUUAUAAAUGCCCAGACUGUGGAAAGUGUUACAAAAGGUCUGGGGACCUGAUGUUGCAUCAACGUAUUCACACUGAUGAAAGACCGUUCAGGUGCUCUCACUGUGGGACUGGGUUUAGGCGAUCAUUCCAACUUGCUGUACACCAGCGAUCUCACACUGGGGAGACACCAUUCACCUGCACUGAGUGUGGGAAGGGAUUCGCUGUAAUAUCCAGCCUGCAGAAACACCAGCAACUUCACACAGAGGAGAGACCUUUUAAAUGCCCAGAUUGCGGGAAGUGCUUUAAAAGAUCUGGGAACUUGGUGUCCCAUCAACGUGUUCAUACUGACGAGAGACCAUUCAGGUGCUCUCACUGUGGGUCUAGGUUCAAGUGGUCAACGCAACUCACUGUACACCAGCGAUCGCACACAGGGGAGAGGCCAUACACCUGCUCUGACUGUGGGAAGGGAUUUGGUAUGAAAUCUGAGCUGCAGCAUCACCAGCGAUCUCACACUGGGGAGAUACCAUUCAUGUGCACAUGGGAUUCACUGUGAAAUCUAAACUGCUGUGUCAUCAGUGAGUUUGUGAGCAAGGGACUGACUGGUUUUUACUCUGAAUGUAUCCCUGCUUCAUCAUGUCCUUCCUUCACUGCUGGAAGACCUAAUGAACAAUACUCUUGACCGUCUCUGAGAAACAACAGUGUAUUUUUAGAUAGCCAUGCAGCAGAGAAGCUUGUAGCUCUAUAAAAUUCAGUUAAUUUAUGAAGUACUUCAACGAUUAACAAGCUUUUAACUGCUAGAGAUAUCUCAAUCAAUAUUUUUCACCACUCUGGGUUCUGCAACUCACCCCAAACAUUAUUACCCAUCAGAGUUCACAACUUGCUAGGUUGGAACUCUUCUUUAACCCUUCCCAAUGCCUCCUGACAUGGGGUACCUCUGGCAAAGAUAUUCUUCAAAGUUCUGUUGAAAAUCAAGGAUUUUCCUGGCCUGCUUUAUGCACUGGUCUCUGUGUCAAACAGUGUGGUGCUGGAAAAGCACAGCAGUCAGGCAGCAUCAGAGGGGCAGGAGAAUUGACGUUUCGAGCGAACGUCCUUGAUCAGAAAUCUUCAUCAGGACUUAUGCUCGAAACAUCGAUUCUCCAGCUCCUCAAAUGUUGCCUGACCGGCUGUGCUUUUCCAGCAACACGCUCUUUGACUCUGAUCUCCAGCAUCUGCAGUCCUUACAUUCUAUUGGUCUCUGUGCCAAUUGUAUGCCUUUUUUGUAAUUAUCCAUGCAUGUGAGCAAUCCUGAAUGUUUUGUCCCUAUUUGAUACAGUUGGCAGUUACUGAUUUUCUGCAAUCUUAGCUCUUAGCAGAGCUGAAUCACUCGGUGUAAUUCUACUCACAGCCCAUUGUAUCAGUUCCUGUUAUCUUCAGCUUUAUCCAAUAUCUUCCUCCCUUUUAAUUCAAAGGUUUAUCUGAGGAUCAUCCCUACUGGGUUUUUGUCGUUCAGGGUACCUGCAGACAGUGGUGAGCAUUACCUUCUUGCAGUGAUGUAUUCUCAGCAUAACGUUACUUUAUUUCAGUUAUUUGAAAUCCAUUUAGAUCAUUGCAUUUACUAAAACUACAGUCAUAAGUGUAAGCAGUUACAAAUCAGUUUACAAUAUCUUACUCACUUCCCUUUUUUGCACAAAAUAUGUUAUUAUAAGCUUUCAACAUCUUGCAUAUCAGUACAAAUGAACAAAUAGUGAGGAAUGCCACUAACUAGCCACAUCUAUAUUAUUCCUACCCGAUAGUCAGCAAUCAUGAGUUAUCUUUUAGUGUCUGAGAUCAAUCCCUGUUGUCAAUCCCUUCCAUUUCUUAAUUUUCAGUUUUUUUUUGUAUAGAAUCCCUACAGUCAGGAAACAGGUUCUUCAGCCCAACAAGUCCACACCGACCCUCCAAAUAGUAACCCACCCAGACUUAUUCCCCUACCCUAUAUUUAUCCCUGAUGCACGCACCUAACCUUAGCAUCCCUGAACACUAUGGGCAAUUUAGCAUAACCAAUCCACCUAACCUGCACGCGAUUGACUAUGGGAGGAAACUGGAGCACCCGGUGGAAAUCUAUGCAGACACUAGGAGAAUGUGCAAACUCCACACAGCCAGUCGCCCAAGGCGGGAAUCGAAGCCUGCUCCCUGCCGCUGUGAGGCAGCAGUGCUAACCACUGAGCCACUAUGCUGCCCCAACGUUUUGUUUGUUAAAACAAUUGCAACAAUAGGUAUUGUAUAACAAUUACGGGAGAAAAAUCACAUGAAAUGCAAUUCUGAUCCACGGAUAGACUUGAAUAUUCAGUUCCUCAUUCCAGGUUUUCCACGAGAAACAUGGAGCCUGCAAGUCAGUGCCUACGCCUUCUGUGUCAGCUUUAAUCUUCUUUCGUGCAUUGCCCAUUAAUGGAUAACUUCUUUGUCUCGAAAAUUGUCUUCAAUCUGCAGUGAAGUGUGGAAUAAUGGAAGUCCAGGGGGUACAAACUGCCAUAAAUUUUCAGCUACAUCACUUGGGUGGACAGAUAGAGCUAUAUACAGUUUCUCAUCGGGUUCUGGCUUAAACAGAAUUUUGUGGCUACCAGUUAAGUCAGACUGUUGGAUAAGUAUUGUGGAUCGCCACGUUUUGUUCAUCUCGGAUGCACCACGUCCUUCCUUUUUAUUAUCCUUAGGCUAUCUUGGUGACAUAGUAGGUUUCUCCCAGGAAGGUAUACUUAAAAGUUUGGUUCUUCACUAGCAGGAUAGACAAUGAUCAAUUUUUGUAACAGAAAAAUCCACACUGAGAUAGCCCUUUUAUCAUUUCUUUCAGACAUGCCCAGUGGUUCCCUUGGAUUGAAGCCAAUCCAUCCCUUUUUGGAAUCCCUUUAGAACUGUAGCAUGAGUUGCUGGGUUACUUUGUGAUCCAGUUUCUUCGUGGUAUUUACCCACAUUAUGAACUCGCAUUAUGGGUGUGUCAGAUUUUCCCCAUGUUGAGGUAUAUGAAGAACCACACUAAUAUAAAGCUGACCUUUAUUAUUGUCACACGUGCUUAAGACCUGGUUGGUGAAAUUGAAGCUUCUGAGCUGACAGGGGCAUCUUUGUCCCCACCCAGGUCCUCAGUUGCUCAUUUGACACCCAGUUCAGUACUCUACGAGCAUCUAAUUGCAGCAUAUUUGUGCUAACCAUAGACAAGGAGCCAGCUAAUAUGUUGAACAAAAUACUGUUGUAUUAUUGCAGGUUGCCUCAUGAGCUACAAUGUCAUUGGUAAUAUUCUGAAGUGUCUCAGCAUUUUGGUGCUUAGGGCUAUCUGUGCUGCUUGCUGGCAUACCCUAUACACUUUUCCUUGAUCCUGGUGUUCCUGGCUGACUAUUAUCCUUUUUUUCCUCCAAGGAACUUAACUGAUCCUCGAAGUCUGCUGUUUUAAGGGUGCUCACAGUGGCCAGUCCUGAUGCAUCGCCUGCUCAUGCGAAUUGUACCAACCCUCUCUUCCUCCUCCUCAAAAUAUAUAUGUUAGAAAUUAUAAGUGAGAAAGGAAAGAUCACUUUUGAUGGGGUUGUACUUGGCCCCCUGAUAGUAAGAUAGAAAACGAGAAACAAAUAUAUAGGGAGAUCUCAAUUUUAUGUAAACAUAAUAAGUUGAAAUAAUGGGGGAUUUUUAAUAUUCCAGGCAUUGACUAGGACAGCCAUAGUGUUAAAGUAACUAAGAAUGUGACAAGUGUGUAAAUGAAAUUUUCUUUAUCAAUAUUUGGAUGCUGCUAGUAGAGAAGGAACAAAAUUUAGACCUUUUGGGCAGUAACGCAAGGCAAAUGACUAUAGUAAAAAUGAACACUUUGGGUCUAGCAAACAUAAUUCUAUUAAUUUCAAAAUGGUUAUGGAAGAGGAUAAACCUUGCAUAAAAUUAAAAGUUUUUAAUUGGAAUAAAGCAUGUUUUAAUGAUUUGAGACAAGAACGUUCUCAAAAGUUGAUUGGAGUAGAUUGUUCGCAGAGAAUAGGAUGUCUGACAAGUAGGAGGUGUGAGUUCAGCAUGUUAGAGAGAAGGAUAAGGCUGGUAAGAUUAAGGAACAAUGAAUGAGCAAAGAUAUUGAGAUUCUAGUUGAGAAUAAAAGAGAAUCUUAUUUCAAGUGUAGCAAACUUGGCUCAAUUGAAUCUGUUAAUAUGAGGAGUGCAGGGGCAUUCUUAAGAGAGAAAUCAGGAAGGCAAAGAGGGAAUAUGAGAUAACUUAAUCUACCAAUGCUAAGGAUAAUCCAAAGAGAUUGUACAACUACAGUAAGAACAAGAGGGUAACUAGAAAGAGAGUAGGGCCUCUUAAAGAUCAAGGAGAUUGUCUUUGUGUUGAACUCCAGGAGAUUGGAGACAUACUAAAUGAAUAUUUUGCAUUGUUUUUGCUGUGGAGAAAGAAAUAGACAGUGCAGAGAAAUAAACAUUGAAUUUUGAAGAAUAGCUUGCAUUACAGAAGAGAACAUUGGGGAGAUCUUAGGGAAUAUGAAAGUGGAUAAAUCUCCAGGACCUGAUUGCAUGUAUCCCAGAACUUUAAGGAAGAAAAUUAUGCCUUGCAGAGAUAUUUGUAUCAUCUAUAACUACGGUUCAGGUCGAGAGUUUGGUGUUGGAAAAGUGCAGCGGGUCAGGCAGCAUCCACGGAGCAGGAAAAUCAAUGUUCCGGGCAAAAGUGGUGAGGUGCCUGAUGACUGGAGAGUGGCUAAUGUUGUUCAUUUGUUUAAGAAAGGCUUUAAGGUGAAACUGGAGAACUAUAGACCUGAGAGUCUGACUUCAUUUGUGGGUAAAUCUUUGGAGGUGAUUACAAAAGGUAGGAUUUAUGGAUAUUUAAAGAUGCACAAAUUGAUUAGGGAUAGUGAGCAUGGUUUUAUGUGGGGAAAAUAGUUUCUCACAAACUUGAGGUUUUUGAGGUUGAUAAUGGCAGAGCAGUAGACAUUUAUUUGGAUUUUUGUAAAACCUUUUGCAAGGUUCUGCACGGUAGACUAAUUAGUAAAGUUACAUCACAUGGGAUUGAAGGUAAGCUUGCCAAUCAGAUGCACAAUGGCUUGUUACAAAGUUGAGAGAGUGUAUGGUCACUUGAAGAGAAGUGCUUUUUCUGAGCUGAGAGAUUGUGACAGCAUAUGUCUGUCAUUAGCCAACAAGUGCUGAGAAUUGAUACGUAACCAUCAGUUUGGGUUGUGUUUUGGUGUUGAGGCAACUGGAUUUGAAUUUAACUAAUUGAUUUAAAUUUUCCCAGGAUACCACAAGCCAUUUGAAUUUGAUUGUAUUGAAAACGUCGGAUUAAUGCGAAGGUAUGAAUCUUGGGGACAUAAAACGUCAGGGUAUUUUAAAAUUUAGUCUGAGCUAACUGCCUCCGCAGAAAUAAACAUCAUAAUACUGUAAAAGAAAUCUCUCAAAGGCAUUGUCCAUUAAAGGUACCAAGAAAUUUUAUACAAAGAUGCAGUAAUAAAGAAAGAUCAUAGUAGAUGACCCUGGGAGAAGACAGGGAAUUGGAAAGACAGGAGAAAACGGCAGAAUUGGAAGGAUGAAAGAAAGUAGUGGAUUUGGAACACCAGGAGGAAGACUGCAUAACAGACUGUAUGGACUCUGAGAGCUUAAGGUAAUUUGAUGUUUAAUAAUUGUUAUUGGAUCAGCAUUUUAAUAGAGUUGGGGUCAGAUAGUGAUUUAGUUAAGAAAAAAGGGAGGUUUGGGUUUGUUAAUAGUUUUUGU